AUGCGGCGAGGCUCGGGGUCGGGGACGACGACGCGCACGACGCUGGGGAAGGGGAAAUCAGAGGUGGCGUCGAGCGCGUUCGCGCUCGUGUUCAGCGAGCUGGUGCAGUAUCACCGAGCGCGAGUGCGAGACGUGGGAGAGCUCGAGCGGGCGCUGGACGAGGCGGGGGAGAUGGUGGGGCGGCGGGCGUUCGAGGCGCAAGCGUUUCGAGAGCGAGGGAGUGGGAAACGUGAUCAUAGAUUGCUGCCGCUGUUGCAAUUCACGCAGAGCGUGGUGUGGAAAAACGUCUUUGGACGCGCGGCGGAUUCGCUCGAGGUGUACGACGACGACGAGUACCUGUUGUCGGAUAAAGAUUUGUUGGUGAAUCGGUUCGUGAGCGUGCCGAAGGAUUUGGGGGAUCUGAACUGCGGGUCAUUCGCCGCCGGGGUCGUCCGCGGAAUCUUGUGCUCGGCUGGAUUUCCGGCGAAAGUCACGGCGUAUUCCUCCGAGGCGGGACCGGGGGACGAGUCGGGACGAACGACGAACAUUUUAAUGAAAUUCGAGAAGGAGGUCAUCGAGAGGGAGAGACGGUUGGACGGAAAGUAG
Messenger RNA from Ostreococcus tauri, 585 nucleotides. Its product is annotated as TRAPP I complex, subunit 5. The transcript has a single exon. Gene Ontology annotation, biological process: endoplasmic reticulum to Golgi vesicle-mediated transport. Bases 1 to 585 code for a protein of 194 amino acids. NCBI's taxonomy places the organism in Eukaryota, Viridiplantae, Chlorophyta, Mamiellophyceae, Mamiellales, Bathycoccaceae. The record is from RefSeq and is a predicted model, not a curated record. Gene Ontology annotation, cellular component: TRAPPI protein complex; TRAPPII protein complex; TRAPPIII protein complex.